AUCGGCAGGUCGCUCAGUUAAAACAAUUGAUCAGCAUCACGCCAAAUAAAUAACCUGCAGCCUCCAACAUGUAUUCAAACAAAAUUGAAGGACCACGAAGAGGGAGGUCAUUUGAUUCGAUGAAUAUCGCCUUUGAAGAGAAACUGCUUAACAAUGAGAUUAACAAGUCAACCUUCAACAAAAUCGACGAGAAAACCGAGAAGAGCAACGCACCUGAGAAAGGGGGAGCAACAGUCAUCUUCUCCCUGAAAAACGAAGUGGGAGGACUGGUCAAAGCACUGAAACUCUUCCAGGAAAACCACGUCAAUCUCGUACACAUAGAAUCCAGGAAGUCCAAGCGGCGCAACUCAGAGUUUGAAAUAUUUGUGGACUGUGACAGCAACCACGAGCAACUGAACGAGAUCAUCCAACUCCUCCGCAAGCACGUGAACAUAGUGGACAUGGAGCCUCCCGAUAACUCCUGUCUGCUGGAGGAAGGAGACAUGGACAGCGUCCCCUGGUUCCCAAAGAAGAUCUCGGACCUGGACAAUUGCGCCAACCGGGUCUUGAUGUACGGCUCGGAUCUGGACGCAGACCAUCCGGGUUUCAAGGACAACGUUUACCGCAACAGAAGAAAGUACUUUGCAGAUCUGGCAAUGAGCCAUAAACACGCUGAUCCCAUCCCCCGCGUGGAGUUCACAGAGGAGGAGGUGCAGACCUGGGGGGUGGUGUACAGGGAGCUGAACAAGCUGUACCCCACCCACGCCUGCAGGGAGUACCUGAAGAACCUGCCCCUGCUGGCCAAACACUGUGACUGCAGGGAGGACAACAUCCCCCAGCUGGAAGACGUCUCCCGCUUCCUCAAAGAGCGCACAGGGUUCACCAUCAGGCCCGUGGCUGGCUACCUCUCCCCCAGGGACUUCCUGGCCGGCCUGGCCUACCGUGUGUUCCACUGCACGCAGUACGUGCGCCACAGCUCAGAUCCCUUAUACACGCCCGAGCCGGACACGUGCCACGAGUUGCUGGGCCACGUCCCCCUGCUGGCCGAGCCUAGCUUCGCCCAGUUCUCCCAGGAGAUCGGCCUCGCCUCGCUGGGAGCCUCGGACGACUCCGUUCAGAAACUGUCCACAUGUUAUUUCUUCACGGUGGAGUUUGGCCUAUGCAAGCAGGAGGGGAGGCUACGGGCUUACGGGGCAGGGCUGCUCUCCUCCAUCAGCGAACUCAAGCACGCGCUGUCCGGUAACGCCAGCAUAAAGCCCUUUGACCCCAGAGUGACCUGCAAACAGGAGUGCAUGAUCACAACAUUCCAGGAUGUAUACUUUGUGUCAGACAGCUUCGAAGAGGCCAAGGUGAAGAUGAGAGAGUUUGCCAAGACCAUGAGGCGUCCUUUCACCAUCCGCUACAACCCUUACACCCAGAGUGUGGACGUGCUGAAGGACACGCCGAGCAUUAACAGCGUGGUGGAGGAGCUCCGGCACGAGCUGGACAUCGUGGGCGACGCCCUCAGCCGCCUCAACCGCCACCUGGGGAUCUGAGCGGUCGCCCGGGACGCUCCUCAUCCAAUGAGAAUUGCUCGGGCGUCGUCAGCGCGUCCUCAACCAAAAGCCCACCACUGUACAGACUGUCAGCUGCUCGUAGGUUCGAUGUCUCAAACAACGUACGUGCUUCCAUGGUACCUGAAUGUCCACGGUAAAAACAUAUAUUUACGGCUUAUAACUACUUUAAUUACUAUGUUAUAUGACCUCAUUUACUUGGACUGGUUUUGGUGAGUGUUUUAUAUUCACGACGUCUGUGUAAUUCAUUGUUAUUGAUGAUAUUCCUCUCAUGUACUAAAUCUCUGUGAUUGCACUCUAUGUUGUGCGCUCUAUUGCC
Molecule: messenger RNA, 1851 nt
Organism: Gadus macrocephalus (Pacific cod)
Lineage: Eukaryota; Metazoa; Chordata; Actinopteri; Gadiformes; Gadidae
Gene: tph1a
Product: tryptophan hydroxylase 1 (tryptophan 5-monooxygenase) a
Exons: 11
Coding region: 69-1514 (481 amino acids)
Biological process (GO): serotonin biosynthetic process; aromatic amino acid metabolic process
Cellular component (GO): neuron projection
Molecular function (GO): tryptophan 5-monooxygenase activity; iron ion binding
Source: RefSeq, a predicted model, not a curated record